Sorex araneus (European shrew) is the source of this 2737-nucleotide messenger RNA. RefSeq names its product cyclin I (gene CCNI). NCBI's taxonomy places the organism in Eukaryota, Metazoa, Chordata, Mammalia, Eulipotyphla, Soricidae. Gene Ontology annotation, cellular component: cytoplasm; cyclin-dependent protein kinase holoenzyme complex; nucleus. Gene Ontology annotation, molecular function: cyclin-dependent protein serine/threonine kinase regulator activity. Bases 522 to 1658 code for a protein of 378 amino acids. The transcript has 7 exons. The record is from RefSeq and is a predicted model, not a curated record. Gene Ontology annotation, biological process: mitotic cell cycle phase transition; regulation of cyclin-dependent protein serine/threonine kinase activity.
CCCCUCCCCCCCUUUUUUAAUUUUUUUUCUUUUUUUUCUCCCUUCCCCCCCCUCACCAUUUCCCCUCGGAGGCGCUUCCCCCGGGCAGGGGCAGAGCCGGUCUCCACCCCCGCCUCUCCCCGGCCCCCGCCGCCCUAUGGCGAUUGGGAGCCCCCUCCCCACCCGGGCACUCGCGGCGGCGGCGGUGGCGGCGGCGGCGGCGGCCUCAGGUCCGGGGGCAUCAUGGAACUAGUUCGCUGAGCUGCCCCGGGUGGCGGCCGUGCGACCCCCGCCGAGCGCCAGCUCCCGCUCCCGGCGGCCGGGCGCCCCCUCUUCUCCCUCCCCGUCGGGCCCCCGCCUCGUCCCGCGCGCCCCGCCGCCGCGCGCCGAGCAGGAUGAGGUGGUAACGGGCCCCCGGAUGACCCGGCGUCGCCACUUGGAAGCCUACAGCUCUGCCGGGGAGGAGGAGGAGGAGGAGGAGGAAGAGGAGGAGGAGAAGGUAGCUACAUCAGGCCGGGUAGCAGGCAGACCCAAAGGAUAUCAUGAAGUUUCCGGGGCCUUUGGAAAACCAGAGAUUGUCUUUCCUGUUGGAAAAGGCGAUCUCUAGGGAAGCGCAGAUGUGGAAGGUGAACGUGCCCAAGAUGCCCACAAAUCAGAAUGUUUCUCCAUCCCAGAGAGAUGAAGUAAUUCAGUGGUUGGCCAAACUAAAGUACCAAUUCAACCUGUACCCUGAAACAUUUGCUCUGGCCAGCAGCCUUUUGGACAGGUUUUUAGCUACUGUAAAGGCUCACCCAAAAUACUUGAGUUGUAUUGCAAUCAGCUGUUUUUUCCUAGCUGCCAAGACCAUUGAGGAAGAUGAGAGGAUUCCAGUACUGAAGGUGUUGGCAAGAGACAGUUUCUGUGGGUGCUCUUCAUCUGAAAUUCUGAGGAUGGAGAGAAUCAUUCUGGAUAAGUUGAACUGGGAUCUUCACACAGCCACACCAUUGGAUUUUCUUCACAUUUUCCAUGCCAUUGCAGUGUCCACUAGGCCUCAGCUGCUUUUUAACUUGCCCAAACUGAGCCCAUCUCAGCACCUGACGGUCCUGACCAAGCAGCUCCUGCAGUGUGUGGCCUGCAGCCAGUUCCUGCAGUUCAAGGGCUCCAUGCUGGCUCUGGCGGUGGUCAGCCUGGAGAUGGAGAAACUCAUUCCUGACUGGCUCUCGCUCACGAUUGACCUGCUUCAGAAAGCACAGAUGGACAGCUCCCAGCUGAUCCAUUGCCGGGAGCUGGUGGCCCACCACCUCUCCACGCUGCAGUCUUCCCUGCCUCUCAAUUCCGUUUAUGUCUACCGGCCCCUCAAGCACACCCUGGCGACCUGUGACCGAGGAGUGUUCAGGUUUCAGCCCUCCUCUGCCCCAGGCCCAGACUUCUCCAAGGACAGCAGCAAACCAGAAGUGCCAGCCAGAGGUGCCGCAGCCUUCUACCACCGCCGCCCGGCGGCCAGUGGCGGGUGCAAGCACACCUCUGCCAAACGCAAGGUGGAGGCCAUGGAGGUGGAUGACUUCUACGACGGGAUCAAGCGGCUCUACAAUGAAGACAGCGCCGCCGACAGCGCGGGCUGUGUGUGUGGCGCUGAUCUCUCGAGGCAGGAGGGGCACCCCUCCCCCUGCCCGCCCUUGCAGCCUGUUUCUGUCAUGUAGUUUCCGACGUUACCUUCAAGUGCAAACCAAGGUAGACUAUUCUGGGAAUGGGAGUAUGGAAGAUCAGGGAAGGCUAUCUACACAUUUAAAUUCACGAAAGGCUGGUUUAGAGCUAGCCAGAAAAAAAAAAAAUUUCCUCUGUGGCGAAUCUAAUUUAACAUUAUUUAAGCACUUAUGGUGUGAAAUUCAGAAGACCCCCAGAAAUUUCAAGAUUAAAAAAAAAUUAUUGUAUUUGUCAUUUCCUCCCAUUUCUCUAAAAUGUAAUAUAGAUUGCCCCUGUGUCAAAAAUCCACAUUAAAUGUUCUUUUUGAAUUUCAAAAAUGCAUAGCUAGCAAUCCCUGUCCCGAUUUAAUUUCCCUCUUGCUUGCUUUAUUAAAAUUUUAAUGAAUUUUAAUGCAUGUUGACCUAUAGUCUGGCUUCCACUGAUUAGGAAACCCCAAAAUUAUUUUUUAGCAAUUUUGUGAACAAUGAUUUCAGUGUGACAGUCAUAUUUGAUUCAUGAUUUGAAUUCAAAUUUCCUGAAUAAGGGUAUUUUGAAAUUGUCCCCUAUGAAUCAGAGGUGGUAACAGAAAAAAGGACUCACGACCACAUUGAUUUUUGUUGUCGUCUCAUAAGUUUCUAGAGUUUGGAAGCGACAGUUUUUUCAUUUUUGUUUAUUUUAAAAGUGAAUCUUAAAAGUGGCAUGUAAUUAGGACACUCAUUUGUUGAAAGCAUUUUGACAUUUGUAUAAAAUAAUUCGAUAAAGUUAAUAUAUCCAGGUGCUCACCAAAGAAACAUGUAAUAAUUAAAAUAGGUUUUGUUUGUAUCUUGUUUCAGUCAUAAAAUCAGCAGGAGAGACUGUCUGGAUGUUGGGACAGCUCUGAUUUGGCUCCGUAACAUAAUAACUGAACUCGGUGUCCUUUAUGUUAAGCUAUUAGGAUUUUCUCCAUGAAAGUUAUUCCCCGUGACUCCUUGGCCUACCUGUAUUUCUCUUAAUGACUUGGAUCCUGACCUCCUCCCGUGCAGUCUGAAGAAGGUAUUACAGUUCAAACCAUGUACCGCUGAAAAAGCCUCUGGUAGCAAUAAAAAGUUGUCCAUCA